Molecule: messenger RNA, 375 nt
Organism: Meloidogyne enterolobii
Lineage: Eukaryota; Metazoa; Nematoda; Chromadorea; Rhabditida; Meloidogynidae
Source: the annotation of a GenBank genome assembly
AUGCAGCUUUUUCCCCCACAUUUUUUCACUUUAAUUAUUUUCACAAUUUUCUUCACUUUAACUAAACAACAAAUGCAUCAAAGAAUAUCACAAAGAAAGAUGUCAAAAGAGGAUUUUUAUUUGCCAAAAAUUUCAAAAUUAAAUUAUAGAGAGGAAGUCAUUAAAAUGUUGAGACAACGAAAAAAUAUAAAUACUUGCCAAUUUGGGAAAAUUAGGCCCUUACAAAUUUUUGUUCCAAAAGCGAGAGCACUCCCUAUUAAACAGGCAAUUAAAAAUAAUUUUAAAAGUGGUUUGAUUAAUGAUUCCUCGUUGGGAAAAAAUAGAAAAAGACAACAACAACAGAGACACUAUUCUAAUAAAAAAGUUUUUAGGUGA